AUGAAUUAUAGCGAUCAAUCGUUGGCCGUACAAGCGUUGAGUGAAUUACUUGAAAAUUACUAUUUUGAUCCGGUUUUAUGGAAUUUAUACGCGGUCUGUAGAUAUUUGUAUUUUAAAAAACCAGCAGAUUUAGGUACACGAGAAAUUCGAGUGCGAAACUAUCAUCGUGCGUGUGUGUAUGAAAGUGUACGAACCAACGACGGCGGUAUAAAGGUAAUUGUGCAGAAGUCUUUGCUGUGGUUAAAAGGCGAUUAUGGUACGGGAACGCGCGAUAUAAUUCUUCACGAUCCCGCAAAUCCUUCGUAUUGUCUUGUCGGCUUGUACAAUCGUAAAGAUAAUGAAGAACGUAUGCAAGAGGGCAAAUUAAAUCCCAAAACAUUUUAUAUAAUUCCUGCAGAAUGGGUUAAGUAUAUUUACGUUCGUUAUGAAGCUAAUCGAUGGUAUAUGUAUCUGGGGAAAGAGAAGUUUUGUUGUCGACAGGUUUUACAACGUGGCACCAUUGAAGUUGUACAACGUGAAGAUAUGGCGAUAAACAACGAGUAUCUUAGGAUUGGUGAAGAGUACAUAUCGUUUCCAAAUUAUUUUCACGUUGGUGUGGGCCCGUGCGGAUCAAAAAUUCACGAUGUACUAUCCGAAGUUGGCAUAUAUGUAAAUAGUCAACAAUUAUAUAAACGUGUAUGUGUUCUUGCAGAACCCUAUGAAAAACAACGUGAAAUAAUUUAUGCAUUAGGUACACAUUUAGAUUUUGAAAUUAAUGAGAAAGUAUUUAAUGGAAAAUAUUUUAAAGCACUAAUGAGACAUUUGUUAGUUUGUCGAUGUUGUAAUAGUUAUGUAGAUACAUUUAUAAAUAUACUUUUGGAUAUUUUAGUUAAAACAGAACCGUUAAAGAAUAUUAUGAAUAGUAUUGAUAGUGAUAGUAUGUUGCGUGGUGGCGUGCCCGCAAGUUCGUACAUUUUAGAUUCAGAUUUUGUUACGGCUCGAAGUGAUGCUUUUAGAGCACCGUUAAAAUAUGUCGAUGACAAAUUAGCCAAUGUUUGUAAAGAUAUAAUCGAACCAUUUUUUAUGAAAUAUGAUAAUAUUAGAUUUAAUUGUAUGCGUAUGCAUGGAUAUCCCUAUGUAUAA
This is a messenger RNA of Paramuricea clavata, 1122 nucleotides long. Lineage: Eukaryota; Metazoa; Cnidaria; Anthozoa; Malacalcyonacea; Plexauridae. The record is from the annotation of a GenBank genome assembly.